Lactuca virosa is the source of this 1072-nucleotide messenger RNA. The record is from the annotation of a GenBank genome assembly. NCBI's taxonomy places the organism in Eukaryota, Viridiplantae, Streptophyta, Magnoliopsida, Asterales, Asteraceae.
UGGCGGUUUGAAUUUUCAGCGACCUACUUGGAGGCUUUCACUGUCGAUAUGUGUCCACCUUCACCACGGAAACGCAUCCAAUUCUCUGUUCGAACCCCACUUUACUUUCACACCUUCAGCGCACAUAAUGUGACUCUCUCUCUCUCUCUCUCUCUCUCUCUGACACAAUUACACACGCAAUUUCUCUUUGAUUCGCGAAAUUUCUAAUGGACUCGAUCAUCCUACCGGCGGGCUGUAUUUCCGGCGUUGUAUCCGCUGCAGGAGAUCGUCGAAUACCGUGUACAACCUCAAAGACUAGCGUGCGGCUAUUUUUCUCUACUCGUUCGUUACCACGGUUCUCCGAUCGCGAUCAUAGCCGUUUGGCUGCCAUUCAUUCUGUCGCUGCUGAUAAGACUAAUUCCACGCCUACAAGAGAUGGAACAUAUACAGUUGCUGAGUUUAUGACAAGAAAAGCCAACUUACUUGUGGUAGAACCAACAACUACAGUUGAUAAGGCUUUAGAGAUUCUUGUUGAGAAAAGAAUCACAGGCUUUCCAGUUGUUGAUGCUGAUUGGAAUUUGGUUGGUGUCGUUUCAGAUUAUGACUUGUUAGCACUUGAUUCAAUAUCAGGUGGUAGUCACAGUGACACAAGCUUGUUUCCUGAUGUGGAUAGUUCUUGGAAAACAUUCAAUGAGAUUCAAAAACUACUUGGUAAAACUGAUGGAAAAGUUGUGGGAGAUUUGAUGACACCUGCUCCACUUGUAGUUCAUGACACCACAAACCUUGAAGAAGCUGUAAGGUUGUUGCUUGAAACAAAAUACCGUAGGCUGCCAGUAGUCGAUGAUAAUGGGAAACUGGUUGGACUUAUUACAAGGGGAGAUGUUGUUAGGGCUGCUCUUCAGAUAAAACAUGAUAUUAAGAAAAUGCAAUCAGAGUGAAAAAGAUUAUAAUUUGGUCAUUUGUGAAUCAGCAUAAAGCAACAUGAUGAGGUAUUUUGAUAGGUAGAUAUGUUAAAAUAUAGACAUUUUUUUGGAAGAUUGUAUUCCUAAUUAUUAUUAUACAGUAUAUAAUAGUUCAAUUAAAAAAAAAAGAG